Molecule: messenger RNA, 761 nt
Organism: Gossypium arboreum
Lineage: Eukaryota; Viridiplantae; Streptophyta; Magnoliopsida; Malvales; Malvaceae
Product: BON1-associated protein 2-like
Exons: 1
Coding region: 120-665 (181 amino acids)
Biological process (GO): defense response
Source: RefSeq, a predicted model, not a curated record
UAUAUAUAUAUAUCCCUUAGGAGCCUUUCUUCUCAACACCAUAGCCUCUCAAAUUUUCAUUAGAAACCCAAAAUUUUCUUAGAAACCUUCUUUGAUUCUUCUUUGAUUUAAUUAAUUUAAUGGAGACCAAGUCUCGCACUCUAGAGAUCACGGUUUUAUCAGCAGAAGGCCUGAGAAUCGACAACAAACCGGUGAAAAAGAACGCCUACGUCGUCGUUUCGGUCGACCCUUUCAACAACAAGGCGACCAAGGUCGACGGAGAAGGAGGUAGCUACCCUUCUUGGAACGACAAGCUGGUGAUGGAAAUGCCGUUACAGACGCGGUUUAUAACCCUCCUAGUCAAAUGCAAGGGGUCCAGAGGGGAAAAAACGGUAGGGUUAGCGAGGAUACCGGUGACGGAUUUCGUCGGAGGGUAUUCGCCGGCGACUUGUUUGCAGUUCUUGAGUUACAGGUUAAGGGAUCCUAAGGGGUUGAAGAAUGGGAUUAUUAAGGUUUCAUUGAGAGUGAAAGAGCCUUUGCAGGAUUGUUCUUCACAGUCUGCGGCUGGUGGUGGUGGUAAUGCGGCGAUGAUAGGGCUGGGAAUUCCCAUUGAUGGACGAAGAGACUAUGGUAUGGUUACUGGGAUUCCAGUAUGGACUGGUUAUCCAUCUAAUUCUUUGUUUUAGAUGAUUGAUCUUUGUAGUGAUUCAAUUGAAGUAAUUGCAAAAGUUGUACAAAAAAAUACACAAAUAUAUAUCAACAAUUUUGUUUAAUCCAAUCAA